This is a messenger RNA of Melanaphis sacchari, 2078 nucleotides long. It is a transcript of the gene dos, whose product is annotated as protein daughter of sevenless. Lineage: Eukaryota; Metazoa; Arthropoda; Insecta; Hemiptera; Aphididae. The coding region runs from base 132 to 1910 and encodes 592 amino acids. The record is from RefSeq and is a predicted model, not a curated record. The transcript is spliced from 6 exons.
UUAUUUUAUUUUUUUUCAUCUCAGAAUUUGCGUUCUUUGCGUUAAAAUUGUGACAUAUUAUAAUGUCAACCAAAACAUGUAAUUAUCUUUAAGUAACAAAUGGGACUGAACGUCAACGGUCUCUACUGACCAUGUCUUCUGAAAAUCUGGAAAUUGUACACGAAGGAUGGUUGACGAAAUCACCUCCUGCAAAGAGAGUUCUGAAAGCAGUCAGUGUAAAAUUGAAAUGGCGUAGAAGAUGGUUCGUGUUACGCCAUUCUGGUGAAUUACCUGGUCAAUAUUUUCUUGCUUAUUAUACAGAUAAAAGUCGUAGAAAGAUGAAAGGUCGAAUAGACUUAGAUCAAUGUGAACAGGUUGAUGCCGGAUUAAGAUUUGAAGAUCGCAAAUCAAAAUAUCAUUACAUGUUUGAUAUUAAAACACCUAAAAGAACCUAUUAUUUAGCAGCAGAAUCAGAAGAAGAUAUGAAUAAAUGGGUUGAUUUUGUAUGUCAUGUUUGUGGUCUUAAGCCAUUUACAGUUGAUGAAAAUGCUGAUUUUGAAUGUCCAUCUGUCAAUAAUAUUUGUAGACCAUUUCCUCUUAGUGUGGAAGAACAUGAUGAAGAACAUUCAUCUCCCGAUUCGCCAACAAGCACAUCUUCCAGUCAUUACAUUCCUAUAAGUGAAUGUAUAUCUGGAAAGCCUUUACUUCCAAUUCUUCCUCGUUCAACUAUAGAAGAGUCUUAUGAUUUACCUCGACGUAUAAGACCUCCACCACGUCUUUCAGAAUCACCUCCACCAAGUCCUGGUUCAGAAUCUGUGUUUACUGAUGAUGAAUCAAUUAAUGGUAGCACUUUGAGUCGACCAUCUGUUAAUUGGCAAACGUUCCCUCGUUUAUCUCAAAACUCGCCAGACUUGCCAGUAGCAGCCAAUAGAAGGUUUACCAAAAUAUUACCAGAAGGGUGUUUAACAGCACCACCAAGGCCACCAAAACCAUCCCACCUAAUAGAAACUUCAACAAAAACUGAUAAACUCGUUGAACUUUUAACAGUAGAUGAAACUUACGACUUUCCAAGGUCUCAUCAAAUAACAUCACCCCAAGCACAGCCCAGAACACAUCGUAGACAUUGUUAUACAAAUGCAGCCCCAGGCCAAGUUUCUGGUAAUAUUUUCACUUAUGAUUUUGUGGAAGACUGUGGACCAAAAGUUGAAGAAGGUAAAACUGUAGAAUUAGAAUCUCCGAGUUUUAUAAAUUCACCUUCUGCAACUGCCAAUGUAAGUUCCGCCUCAUUAGAACAAACACCUCCUGCUGUUAAUCGUCAAUUAAAGCCAGGCAGAAAGUUUUCCGAUACUUCAGCUGAACUCUCACCGUUGACUCCAUUAGCUAAUCCGCCAAUUGUAAACCGAAGGCUAAAACCUACUCAAAUUAAAAAAAACCAAGAUUCCUUUUUUGAUACGACUAGUACUCUAAGAUUAUGUCCGCCACCAAUGGGUAGUUUGAGUCGUCAAAAAUCUCGUAUAGGACCUAAUGUUGUUCCUAUAAGUUUUGAACCUCGAAUUCAUAGGCGGCAUUCAGCAUCUGAUGAUCGACUAGCUUCAGAUAAAGUAUCCUCAUAUCAAAUCAAUAAGAUUUCAUCAAACUCACGAUAUCUAGCUGAAGCAAGUCGUUUCAAUGAUAUUCAAUAUUUAGAUCUAGAAUUUGAAUCUUGUGACAAACAAUAUGCAGUAGGUAACCGAACAACUGCAAAAACAACCACCAAGAAAAAAGCAUGUAAUGUAGGCAGUCAAUUCACUUUAGUAAUGCAUGACUAUACUAUGAUUGAUGGUGCAUACCCAUAUAAAACAGUAGAUUUUUUGAAAACUGCUGCUUUGUCAAUGACUAGAAAACGUGCUGAGCAAGAACGACGAUUUGGUAGACAAAACAUGGUAAAUUAAAUAUUUUAGGGUGCUUAAUUAUGAUCACAAAAUGCUUAACUUGUCACAUAUUUUAAGUUAAGUAAUAAUUGAGCGACUAUUGGCUCUUAACAUUUACAUAUCUUAGAUCAAUCAAAGCUUACAAUUAUAGUUUUUAUAUAACUUGGGACUUUCAUGUUGAAACUAAAU